Messenger RNA from Pecten maximus, 1161 nucleotides. Its product is annotated as anaphase-promoting complex subunit 15-like. Gene Ontology annotation, biological process: regulation of mitotic cell cycle spindle assembly checkpoint. The coding region runs from base 50 to 358 and encodes 102 amino acids. The transcript has 4 exons. The record is from RefSeq and is a predicted model, not a curated record. Gene Ontology annotation, cellular component: anaphase-promoting complex. NCBI's taxonomy places the organism in Eukaryota, Metazoa, Mollusca, Bivalvia, Pectinida, Pectinidae.
UCAAGCUUCUUGGUGACAUUGAUAAGUGGCCUUUCGGGGAUUUCUUGAAAUGGCGAUGAGAUUUCCAACACUGCUGCCUGGUGCAGUAGAUCCAUUGUGGUUUACUGUUGACAGACCAUGCGACGAUGAAAACGAACUAUCCGAACUAGAGGAAGAACACAAUCUCUGGCUUGAGAGUAUAGCAAAGAAAGACAGCAACAUCAUACCGAUUGGGAAAACUGCAGUUGAGAAUCUAGAGGAUGAAGAAGAGGAUGAAGAAGACGACGAAGGUGACGAUGAUGACGAAAGCGACACUAACGAUGAUGACCUAGAUAUAGAUAUGCUUGAUGAAAGAGAUUCAGGGGACGAUGCAGGAUAAUGGGAUCUACUGUUCCAAAGAAAAUGGUAUUACUAGUAUAAUGGAGUUCUACUACUGUACUUCCAGGAUGAGCAGUUACGAUGAACAUAUACAGAUACAAACUUUGGUAACACAAUUGUCAAAUAGUGAACUGGAAUUCUUGUACAGUGUGGUGAUGACAUGUUACAUCUACUGAACUCAUCCAUAUUUAUUAAAUGGUCACUGGUUAUUCAACAUGAAGACAAUGUUCUCAUUAGAAAUUGUUCCCAGAAAACAGUAAAAGCUGUUGUAUCUUGAUCCUUGAACAGGAUAUUUAGUGGAGAGCACGAGAGACUCUGAACGAGCUACUAUCUAGUUGUAACGAAAAAAGGUCACUUUCACAAGUUACUUUUUAACUAUACAAUUCACUGACAGGGUAUGAUCUGCAUCUAAAGGUUACAGAGAGUAAUUAUGUAUGUAUGUGUAUGUAACAAUGUAUGUAUGAUGAAGUUAAUUAUGUACAUUUGGAAUGCAUGUAUAAUUAUGUAUGUAUGUGCAAUUACGUAUGUACAUGUAUGUUGAAUUAUGUAAGUGUCUUAACAUUUGUGCAAAAUGUAAAUUCAUGUGCAGAACAUAUAAUUAUGUAUGUCAUAACAUGUACCAGGUAAAUAUGUAUGUUUGUGCAUUUAUAAAUGUAUUUCUUUGUAAUUAAUGUAUGUGUAAUUAUGUGUGUGUAAUCAUUUACAGCACAUUUUAUAUGUAAAUGUGUGUAUACAUGUGUAACUACCUGGUAUAUAUUGUAAGAUUUGCACAAUGAAAAAUAAAUAUAUAUAAAUCAAAAACAA